Molecule: messenger RNA, 1400 nt
Organism: Scatophagus argus
Lineage: Eukaryota; Metazoa; Chordata; Actinopteri; Scatophagidae
Product: pyruvate dehydrogenase E1 component subunit alpha, mitochondrial-like
Exons: 11
Coding region: 1-1170 (389 amino acids)
Biological process (GO): pyruvate decarboxylation to acetyl-CoA
Cellular component (GO): intracellular membrane-bounded organelle
Molecular function (GO): pyruvate dehydrogenase (acetyl-transferring) activity
Source: RefSeq, a predicted model, not a curated record
AUGUUGAACAUUAUUUCCAACACGCUGAGGACGGCUGUUCAGAGAAAAGGAGCUGCAGGGGUGCUGUCAGCACAUGCAUACAGCAGCUUCACCUCUCACGCUACCUUUGAAAUAGAGAAAAGUGACCUCCACAAGCUGGAUGAGGGCCCAGCCACUCAGGUGGUUCUGACUCGUAACGAGGGUCUGCAGUACUACCGCACGAUGCAGACGAUCCGGUGUUUCGAGCUGAAGGCUGAACAGCUCUUCAAGCAGCAGAUUAUUAGAGGUGCCUGCCACCUGUACAAUGGCCAGGAAGCCUGUGCAGUUGGUAUUGAAGCAGAAAUUAACUUAAGCGACCACCUGAUCACUGCAUAUCGUACUCAUGGUUUUGCUUACACCAGGGGCGGGUCGCUUGAAGAAAUCAUGUCUGAGCUUGCUGGUAGAAGUGCAGGUAUUUCAAAGGGCAGAGGAGGCUCCAUGCAUAUGUUCGCUAAAACGUUCUAUGGAGGAAAUGGUAUUGUUGGAUCUCAGGUUCCCCUAGGUGCUGGUCUAGCUUUUGCUUGCAAGUAUCAGAACAAAAAUGAACUGAGUGUUUGUGUCUAUGGUGAUGGUGCAGCCAAUCAGGGUCAGGUUUUUGAAACCUUCAACAUGGCUGCUCUGUGGAAGUUGCCUGUCAUUUUUGUCUGUGAGAACAACAGGUAUGCUAAAGGUACGGCAAUAAAGCGAGUGUCUGCAAGCACAGACUUCUACAAGAGAGGAGAUUUCAUUCCUGGUCUCAGGGUGGAUGGGAUGGACGUUUUGUGUGUUCGUGAGGCAACCAGGUUUGCGGCUGACCACUGCCGAUCUGGGAAGGGUCCCAUUCUUCUGGAGCUUAAGACCUUCCGUUUUGCUGGACAUCAUGAGGGUGAAGAUCACCUGAGCUAUCGCUCACGGGAGGAGGUUGAGAAGGUCCGCAGAGAGAGCGAUCCUAUCUCUAUGCUGAGGGAGCGGAUGCUCAGCAACAACAUGACCAGCAAGGAGGAGCUUGAGGAGGUGGAUGUGGGUAUUAUUAAAGAAGUGGAAGAAGCUGCACAGUUUGCGAUUACAAACCCUGAACCCCCACUGGAGGAACUGUGUAACCACAUCUUCUGUGGCAGUCCAACCCUGGAGGUGCGCGGCACAAACCCAUGGACCAAGCUGAAGUCUGUUUAAAGCGUACAGACUCCUUCUUACUCCCACUGUAUACUCUUUCUCUGCAGCAUGCGACAUUUUAACACAGAUCCAAAAUGUAUGGAUCAGAUAUACACGCAGGGCUGAAUCAUGCAGGUUAAGUUUUCUGUGUCAACCAGUAAUGUUUAUUUUAAAAAUAAAAUUAUAAAUAUUUUUUCAUUGAGAAUGUUUUUGCUGCUGACAACACAAUGACCCUAAUGUACUUUAUCUGU